GUCAAGUUCUUUCCCUGGUGACUCGGGACCAGGUCAUCCCUGUCUCCGUCCGAAGCGAGGUGGCUCGCUGGGAGAUGUUGAAAAGUGCGGCAUUGAAAGAAUUAGGAUGACCUCGCCAGCUUCGUGUGGAUUGACGACUAAAGCAGCUCCGUCCGUAAAAAGGUCGCUGGAUUUUUGGCCGCAGACUUCUUUAUAGCAGAUAGGAUGGUGUUUGGUAGCAGCAGAAGUCAUGGCGUCCGCUGCUUUGCUGAAGCUCGAGGAGGCCCGGGAGUCCUUGAACUUCCCAAGCUGCGGGAAGCAGGCGGAGGGCAUGAAGCGCACGAACCCCUCCUGGUCGCUUCCAAAGGCAGGACGUGAUGAUGUGGCCAAAGUCUUCAUCUCCAAGAAGCUGCCGCAGGGCCUCGGCCGCGGUUCGCCCGGCCCUAUCUAUGACCCGAAGCGCGUUCGGCAAAUGCCGGUGACCAGCUUUGCCGGCUCUGAGCGGCCUCCGCUAGGAAAGGCAAAGUAUCCCGACACAUCGAACGACCUGACACAGGUCACUCCGGACUCUCAGCCUUUCAAGUACGGGGAGCCCCGUUCCGCCACCAUGGGCACUUGCCCGCGGGACGUGAUCACCAAUGCUCCUGACCUGAAUGGCUUUCCCAAAGGCCGCAUCUCUCCAGGGCCCAUGCGAUACAACAUCGCCAACUGUCCACCGGCCACGCGGCUACAGCAUGCGCCGGGCUGUGACCAGGUGCCACCAAAGUGGAGCAUCGGGCACAAGACCAAGAUUCUAGAGUUGGAGUCGCAAACUGGUCAGAAAGUUGGGCCUGGCACCUAUCCACUUCCGGAUGCCUGCGGCAAACAAUAUGAAUCGGACAAGAAAAGCAAUCCCACCUGGAGUUGCUGCAAGAAGGACCGAUUUCCGAAGAAGGCGCGCGAGCACGACACUGGCCGCCUUUGGGAUGGUGAAGGAAAGAGAAAAGCACAGUUCAACAGGACUUGCACUGCGCCACCCUCUUUCAGCUUUGGCACCUCCACCCGCUUCCAUGCACAAAAGCUUGCGCGAGUGCUGGCACCGGCAGAUGAGAAGGUCUUUGGCAAGCCACCGAAGGUUGUCCCGCCAGACAUCGCUCCACGUCGGGAGAUUGUGAGGUUCACAGAUGUUCCGAAAGGAGCUUAGUGAGAUGUUGGCAACAUUGGGUCACCCAUGCAAAGAUGCAACCGUCUACAGUUGUGUAAAUGCGCCCGGAGCAAAAGGCUCUUUCGAGAUGUACAGUUUUGGACUGGAAGUCCAAUCGUGUUUCACUCGUGACAGUGUGAAUUGUAAAUAUUUUUCUGAAGUUGCAUAGACCUUUCAAGUAAUUGGUGCGUUUCAAACGUACUUGACAUGCAUCUAGGGUCUUCAGCACGAGGUCGGAGCAGCUUCAGUCGAAGGUGGAGUUUGCUCCUGCACGCUGCGUCGCUCGGGCUGCAUAAACCACCGGGUACAAUUGACUUUCACCUGUGGAUUCGAAGAAUCUGCGGAGCUAGUGACUUCGGUACCCGCUGCAAGCGAUGUGCUGAGGGCAAAACGAUGCAACAUGUUGCAAGGGCACUUGGGCACUCAGCUGAAGCUGGUUCUCGAUUGCUACGACACACUGCUUUGGUGAUUUGCUU
Durusdinium trenchii is the source of this 1638-nucleotide messenger RNA. NCBI's taxonomy places the organism in Eukaryota, Dinophyceae, Suessiales, Symbiodiniaceae. The record is from the annotation of a GenBank genome assembly.